ACUGGAAGAGUCGUAGAGGUCGAUGAAGCAACGAAAGCUCAUCGUGCUGCUCUCCGGGAGAAAGGCAAGAAGUCGUCUAUAUAUGCUAAUCGUACGGUUAUGGAUCCUGCCCCAAGCACUCCCGCAGAGUCUAAGCAUUCUGUACUCCCACCUUCGCCCCUCACACCACUCACACCUGCUGUCGCGCCAUCGCGCCGCAAGCGAGUGAAAAAGAUGGUAAUAGACUCCGAAUCAGAAGCCAACCCCACUGACAGUGAAGAGGAGUCGGGGAGUCUCCCAAAGCGAGCUAAGGAGACGUCUCACGAAUCCAGAGUACUGGAGUACUUCAAUAAUGCUAGCCCCGGAGCUUUGCAAGAGCUCACCGGCUGCACAUCCGAACAGGCUGGUGCGAUCAUUGGACUGAGACCCUUCCGUUCAGUGGACGACCUGAAGACCAAGCUAGCUCAAGGAAAGAAGAAAGCCGGACCAGCUGGCAUAAGCCCUAGGUUGUUCGAAGAUUGCAAGACAACAUUCGAAGGUUAUGGUGCUGUGGACGAUAUCUUAGAGGACUGUGAGCGAAUUGGUGCUAACCUCCGCACGGCCAUUGCGACUUGGACUACGAGUGGAAGUACAGGGAAGGGCAAAGAUAAAGCUGACCCCACUAAGAUUGCUUCUCCUGUCGAAGAGGCGGAUGACGGUGCCCUUAGUCUACGAUCGUUACGCCCAGUGAAAGUUUCCGCCCAGAAAGAUUUUCUGGUCACUCAGCCAUCGUUACUCGCUGAUGGUGUGACGCUCAAGGAAUAUCAGCUAUUGGGAGUUAAUUGGUUAUACCUUCUCUAUCGUAAACAACUUAGUUGCAUCCUAGCUGAUGAGAUGGGCAUGUUCAUCCGGUUUUUGUUUAUAAGACUCGGCAAGACGAUUCAAGUGAUCAGUUUCCUGGCGUAUCUGAAGGAGCGUGGUGCUGUGGGGCCCCACCUCAUUAUCGUACCUUCUUCUACUCUGGAGAAUUGGUGUCGAGAGUUUGCACGAUUUGCCCCAUCAAUAUCGGUGCAGACCUAUUAUGCGGGCAAAGAGGAUAGACCUAUGCUACGUCAGACGCUACUAGACACCCAACGAAGCAGUAACAAGAACGGAAGUGGAUGGGAAGUCCUUAUCACGACUUAUAAUCUUGCCCAGGGGGACGACCGUGAUCGGAAAUUCUUCCGAAAAGUACAAUGGGAUAGUUGUAUAUUUGACGAGGGUCACGUCCUUAAAAACUUUCAGUCUCAGCGCUAUCAAGCUCUUCUGAAAUUUGAGUCGAGAUGGCGUUUAUUGUUGACUGGAACUCCCUUACAAAACAAUCUUCAAGAGUUGGUGUCAUUGAUGAACUUCAUUCUUCCUUCCCAUUUUGCCGAUGCACUGGACUCUUUGCGUGCGAUCUUCAAAGUCAAGGGUGACUCCAAAGUCACUCUGCUAUCACAAGCACGUAUAUCCAGAGCAAAAAAGAUGAUGACUCCAUUUGUCCUGCGGCGUCGGAAAGACCAGGUCCUGCAAGAUCUUCCGUCAAAAACUGAACGCAUUGAAUGGUGCGAUAUGACUGUUCUGCAAAAAUCCAUCUACAACGAUGCUCUUCAACGGUCUCGCAAGACUAUCUUUGACAAAGCCAAGAGUAAUCCACGGCCCAAAGACAAGAUGUAUCUCGAGAAUAGCUCAAACGUCCUAAUGGACCUGCGAAAGGCAGCAUCUCACCCUAUGCUUUUCAGGACACGCUUCACAGAUCAAAUUUUGACUGCCAUGAGUAAGCAUUUGCUGAAGGAGGCAGAUUUUAAGAGACGAGGUGCCAUUUUUGAAUACGUCAAGGAAGAUAUGGAAGUCAUGACAGAUGCUGAGUUGCAACUCUUCGCCGCAGGCUACAAGUCUACCCGGAAAUAUCUGCAAGACGAGAAAUGCUACCUUGAAGCUGGCAAGAUCACCGUACUUUUGAAGUUGCUCGAAGAGUAUGACUCGGCAGGUCGGAAGGUUCUCAUUUUCUCUCAAUUCACACAAAUCCUAGACAUACUCCAAGCAAUCCUAAAACAGCAGAAAGUCAAGUACCUUAUAUUGACGGGUUCGACUGCGGUGGAUGUGCGCCAGUCACUCGUCGAUGAGUUUACCGAAGACGAAUCAAUAUCUGUGUUCCUAUUGUCUACGAAAGCUGGUGGCAUGGGUAUCAACCUAACUGCGGCUAGCGUGGUCAUCAUGUUUGACCAGGACUUUAACCCUCACAAUGAUCGACAGGCCCAGGAUCGGGCGUAUCGUAUCGGCCAGAAGCGGGACGUUGAUGUUGUAAAGUUGAUCACCCGAGGAACGAUCGAGGAAGAUAUGCUGAAACUGGGAGAAACUAAACUUGCAUUGGAUGAAGCUGUGGCCGGCGACAGCGACGAAACAGAACAAAAGGGAGAAAGUGCACAGGAGAAGGAGAUUAAAACAUCGCUGAUGAACGUUCUAAGGAAACAGCUCGAACAACAGCAGGAUGGGACUCCCGUAGGUGAUGGAGCUCGAAAAACAUCGGAUCCAAGUUGACAUCUAUAUCACAAUAAUAAUGGGACGGGAAUUGGCUGUUAAUCGCUCUUUAACUUAUAGAAAUUCGCAUUGGUUUUCGUGAUUUACCAGCCACUACAUAUUGAUGAAUGUUGACUUUAAAUUAUGUAAAGUGAUCAAGAAAACACUGACAGGCCUCGUACUAGGCGGUCUACACUGGCACGGAAGUAAUCGUUAUCUACACCAUGUUCACGAGAAUCCAUGGUGGCAAGAGGGUUGCGGACAACAUAUUCUAAGAAUGGACCCGUAUAAAUUUGACGCAAGAUGAAACGAAGGGAAUCUGUGUUAGGAUCGCUGAGCAUAACAAAUUUAUAGCCAGACACCGUCUCAUAUAGGUGAAGUUUAUACGUGGAGGUGCGAUAAUUGACAAAUGAUUCGUCCCUGCUUUCUGUAUGAGCUCGAGAUAGAAAAAUCGAUGAAUAAGAUAUCACCUUCCAGAUAGUUUCCUGAUCAUGUUUCGCAAUGACAGAAUUACACCGUAAACCAACUUAGCUUCCUCAUCAAAAGAUAAGCUCGCCGUGUUAGAAUUUUCUGUUGAAUUUAACGGUGUUCCAGAUGCUUCAUCGCUAACAGCAACCACAACUCCAGAAUUGGAGGAGAGUGUAUUCCGAGGACUACUGAAUGCUGAUGGAUUUAUGAAGUUGGAAUUGGAUGGUUGUGGUGAGACUGCACGGGAGACAGAAUCAAGAAUCCCUCCUUCUACU
Serpula lacrymans var. lacrymans S7.9 is the source of this 3242-nucleotide messenger RNA. RefSeq lists its product as uncharacterized. Lineage: Eukaryota; Fungi; Basidiomycota; Agaricomycetes; Boletales; Serpulaceae. Gene Ontology annotation, molecular function: ATP-dependent chromatin remodeler activity; chromatin binding; DNA binding. The record is from RefSeq and is a predicted model, not a curated record. Gene Ontology annotation, cellular component: nucleus. Bases 100 to 2520 code for a protein of 806 amino acids. The transcript has 11 exons.